Penicillium soppii is the source of this 363-nucleotide messenger RNA. RefSeq lists its product as uncharacterized. The transcript is spliced from 3 exons. NCBI's taxonomy places the organism in Eukaryota, Fungi, Ascomycota, Eurotiomycetes, Eurotiales, Aspergillaceae. The coding region runs from base 1 to 363 and encodes 120 amino acids. The record is from RefSeq and is a predicted model, not a curated record.
AUGGCUGAGCCCCAAGGUACCAAGCGCACGCGAAACAACACUAUUGGUGAGGCAUGUGUCAACCCUAGUGGAAGUGAACCUAUGGCGCCCCAAGCAGCAGUAGAAGAUGCCUCUGAUGUGCGCGAGCAAGAGCGAGUUCGUGUCAUCAACUUCGACCAUUAUUCGAAGUCGGUGUGGCAUUCGAUCAACACCAGAUACAAAUCCAUGUGUGGUUCGGCGCAGUACGACAUGGCAUUCGAUGUUGUUAAGGACAUCCUUAGUACCAUUCGAACCAUUACGCGUCUCAACGGCCUUUCCGUGCUACGCAAGGUUGGAGAGACCAUUGCACUAUCUUCCAACGAUUUGAUUGGUCACGAGGUGUAA